CGAAAAUUGCAGCCAUGGGACGACCAACUGGCUCGAAGAAAACACCAGGAAUGGCAUCCUUGGGCUCAAGGACGACGCGGAGCAAUGCCCAGUUCGGAGGCGACGAAGCCCCCGUGAGCCGACAUCAGAGAUUGGCUACGAAGGCCUUCACCGAUCGGUGGCGAGUCGAAAUAGACAACUACAAGCGUGGCCUGAAGACACGACCGCGAACGACAAUAGAAGACUUCUUCGGAGCUGAAGGAUGGGGAUCUUCUGAUCCGGCUCGGUUUGGCCCGUUAUGGACCGACGAUGAUGAGACGCAUCUGAUGGAGGAGUAUUCUGCGUCCUUGAUCAAGCGUUGUGUUGACAUGAUCAGUGCGACAGAUACCGAACUUCACGCGCUCUGGAAGACCUGCAUCCGACUUCUCGAGAUAGAUCCCAUCAACCUCAUGGAAGAUCUGGAAGUUGAGACCGAAGGAAAUGGAACCGUCUCACACGACGGACGAGAGCAGGCGAAUGCUAUCUGGUCCAAUGGCUUCUGCAAGAAACUGUGUCGAAUCAUCUGCCAUCCCUUCUGGCGGGGGCCUCGGCGACAUGACAUUUUGACCUUUGCCAUCCGGUAUGCCGCUAUGUGUCGGACGGAUGACCGUCGUCCGUUUGGACAUCUGAACCCGACAUCUUGUCGGGUUUUAGAGGGACUGUUUGAUGAUGAGCAGAUGUUAGAUAUGCCGCUUCAUGAGCGGCAUAUGAAGCUGCGGGAGGAGGCCUUCGCCGGCCGAGUCUUACCUUCCAUUGAAUCAGACUUGCUGGCCCAACUGGGCAGUUUGGUCCAUGUGAUGCCACAGGCCCAUCUGGAAGGCCCAGUCGUGGCCACAGUCCUUGAUCUCUCGCGCAUCACAUGCGUGUUAGACAAUUUCAUGAACGAAGGUUUGAUACUCCACUUUUCCACGGAGGUGUCCUACAAGAUGUUUUUGGCGGCACGAGGUACCCAAGACGUGCCGGUCGGCAUCGAUCAGUUGAAAACUGCGUACCGAAACUGCUGGUUGAAUCACCGCCGAGAGCGAAUUGUUUGGGAGGGGGAAGCUGCCCAGGAGAUGGAUUUAUCACGAGGGGACCCAUCCCAACAUAUCGACUCCUCAUUCCCUUAA
This is a messenger RNA of Ilyonectria robusta, 1127 nucleotides long. RefSeq lists its product as uncharacterized. The transcript is spliced from 2 exons. Bases 15 to 1127 code for a protein of 370 amino acids. Lineage: Eukaryota; Fungi; Ascomycota; Sordariomycetes; Hypocreales; Nectriaceae. The record is from RefSeq and is a predicted model, not a curated record.